AUGAAGAUGAAAAAAAUAACAUUAUUUGUUUUCUUUUAUUUUAUGACUGCUAAAUUAUGCCAGUUUGAAAAAUCAUUAUUUAAUUAUUUAGGGGAAGUAUCUUUUAUAGAGCCCUUUGAACAUUUGUUUGAAAAAUGUCUUGAAAUUCCUAAUACUAUUUGUUUAGGAGGCACUGGUACUAUUAUUACACCUCAUAGUUUUCAUAAAGGGUUGAUAGGAAAAUGGACAUUUGAUGAUAUGUAUGCUAUUGACUAUAGUUCAUAUAAUAAUCAUAUGCACAAGUAUAUACGACCAGGUCCUGGUUUCAAUGGGCAUGGUUAUAGUGGAGCCUUCAUUGGAGACGUUUCUGGUUUUGUUCCUUCUAGUGAUAGUUUAAAAACAACUGAAUUUACCAUAGUUUUUUGGAUAUAUUUGUUAGAAAGAUCAACUAGUCAUUUUCGCAACAUCAUUUCACAAAUAGAUAAAGAGAAGGAUACAAAGAUAGCAAUAUUACUACAUGCACAUAUAACUAAAUUAUCCGUUCGCGUACUUGGAUUUGAUAAUUAUAAUGAGGGAUUGUCAUCCUUUGGAUAUAUUCCUUUAAGAAGAUGGACAAAUGUUAUAAUAACAUUGAAUAAUAAAGAGAUAGCAAUAUAUAUAAACGGAAUUUUUGAUAAUUCAGUGUUCUUAAAAAGUAAAGUUGUUGAAAAAUCAGGUGAUUUAACAGUUGGAAAAAAUAUGAAUUAUUCAGGAUUUAAUGGAUAUUUAGAUGAAUUAUAUUUUUACAAUACAAGUUUAUCAAUUUCAGAAAUAAAAUCAUUUUCAUUACCAAGUGUGACUGGAAUAUAUGAUACAGAUUAUGUAUAUGUAGGAAAUUAUAAUUGUAAUUAUAAUACAGCUAUUAGUAGUAAUUUGUGUAAAAAAAAUUAUCGCUUAUGUUCAUUAAAUGAUUUAUAUAAUGGAGGAGCUAUUCAUUAUGCAAGGAUAAAUGGCAUCCUCAUUGAAAAAUCAAACUUAUGGACUUGGGAUAUAUCAGAAACAUCAUUUGAAAAAGAUGAAAAGAGAAUUGCUUUAUGUUGUAAAACAUAUGAAGAGUGA
Molecule: messenger RNA, 1077 nt
Organism: Plasmodium adleri (nom. inval.)
Lineage: Eukaryota; Apicomplexa; Aconoidasida; Haemosporida; Plasmodiidae
Product: conserved Plasmodium protein, unknown function
Exons: 4
Coding region: 1-1077 (358 amino acids)
Source: RefSeq, a predicted model, not a curated record